AUGGAUUCUAAUACAAACGCUAAAGACACUGCCACGGCCCACCAGGUAGAGACUACGGGAAAUGCCGGCACGAGAGAAGCGCUGGAGACCAAAUAUAGCGGUCUUGGACGAUCGGGAGUUGUGAAGACUUUCUGGAAGGCUACUCUCAUGUGCAUGAUUCUCAACUGGGCGGCACUUAACGAUGGAUUCCAACAGCAAAUCCCGGGUAACGUUAUUCCGAUGCAGGCCUUUGUCGACCAAAUGGCGGAUACUACAAUGGAUGGCGCACCAGCCAUUAGCGCCCAGGUGGUUUCCUACUGGCAGGGAUUUCCCGAGAUGUCAAAGACGUUGGGAAUGUUUACUGGUGGUUACUUUGCCGACCGUAUGGGCCGAAAGCCUGCACUCAUCGGUGCCGUCGUGAUCCUUCUUGGCGGCUCGAUCGCUCAGAUCACAGCCUUUGAUUGGAAGAGUUGGCUUGGAGCAGCCGUUCUCGUUCGUCUGGGUGUUGGUCUGGCCCAAUCUGUUCUCAUCGUCUAUGUUUCCGAGCUUUCGCCGCAUCAAAUCCGAGGUGUCAUGAUUGGUGCUUAUCAGCUCUUCAUCGCUGUCGGACAACUUUUGAGUGCGGUUGCAACUCAGAUUGUCGAGACAACCCAGCCAGGGAAAUGGAGGCCUCUAAUUGCUUCUGAAUUUGUAUUCACAGGACUACUUCUACUGAUGAUCUGGUUCGUGCCCGAGUCCCAUGUCUAUUAUGCGAGAAAGGGACAUCACGAAAAGGCCAAGCAGUCCAUGGUUAGCCUCUACGGAACAGCGCCCGGUUACGAUGUUGAACACGAAUACCGCGUCGUUCAAUCCGGCAUCGAAGCCGAAUUGGAGCUAAGUGGCAGUAGCCAUAACAAGGCCUUUUUUGAGAUUUUCAACCACCUCAACUGGCGCAGGACCUUGGCCGGGUGUAUGGGCAUCUGCAGUCAAUGGACAGCAGGUGCCCCGAUCGUGUUUGCAUACUCUACAUACUUCUUCAAAGUGGCAGGCAUUCAAAAUCCUUUCAUUGUCACCAUCAUUACAUAUGUUUUGCUGAUUGUCUCCAUCUCCAUCUCCUUGGUUUCAUGCGAGUACAUCGGCCGUAGGCCUCUCCUUGUCGGGGGCUGUUUCCUCAUGUGCAUCUUCAAUGUGGGCCUCGCCACAACUGGGUUUUUCAAAACAACAGCAGCUGAAAAGGGUGCUUUGGCGUUUCUGCUGCUUUGGGUCAUCUGCUAUGGCUUCUCUGCUGGCCCGAUCGGGUUCGUGGCGGCAGGAGAAACCUCGACGCCCCGUCUGAGAGCCCAGACGACUUCGUUCAAUCUGGGUUGUUAUGGUGUUGGCUUUGUCGUUUUCCAGUGGACCGUGGCAUACAUGAUCAACCCUGAUGCCGCAAACCUGGGCGUUAAGGCCGUCUAUGUCUGGGCCGGACUCUUGGUUCCUACGACCAUAAUUCUCUACUUUUUAUACCCUGAGACUUACGGCCGAACCUAUCUGGAGCUUGACGAGCUUUAUGAACGAAGAAUCCCAGCUAGAAAAUUCAAGAGCACUCCGACCACGGCAGACCAAAGUGGCAACAAGAAACGGCCUACCACUUCCACUGCCGCAUAG
Molecule: messenger RNA, 1605 nt
Organism: Clonostachys byssicola
Lineage: Eukaryota; Fungi; Ascomycota; Sordariomycetes; Hypocreales; Bionectriaceae
Source: the annotation of a GenBank genome assembly